AUGGUCUUCUUUGUUAGUUUUACAAUCAGUCGAAAGAACCUUCCUACACCAAUGUUACAUUCAUCAUUAGCAGAUAUGGCCCUUAGUGGGCACUUAAGCUUUGAAAAGAAUGAACAUGCAGCAAAAGAUUUUGGGAAUAUAUACCAUUUCAUGCCAUCAGCAGUUUUAUACCCAAAAUCGGUUUCUGAUAUUUCCUCAACUAUAAAAUAUGUUUUCGAGAUGGGUACCUCUUCAGAGCUAACGGUCGCUGCCCGAGGCAAUGGCCAUUCCCUGGCAGGCCAGGCACAGGCCUACCAAGGAGUGGUUAUCAAUAUGGAAUCACUUCGGGAACCAGAAAUGAGUUUUCACGCUGAGGAACCGCCCUAUGUUGAUGUUUCUGCUGGUGAACUUUGGAUAAAUAUUUUGCAUGAGAGCCUUAAACGCGGGCUAGCGCCAAAGUCAUGGACAGAUUAUCUUCAUCUCACUGUUGGAGGGACUUUAUCAAAUGCGGGAAUCAGCGGGCAAGCUUUCCGACAUGGUCCCCAGAUCAAUAAUGUUUACCAACUACAGGUUGUCACAGGCAAGGGAGAUGUAGUAACAUGUUCAGAAGAGCAGAAUACUGACCUAUUCUAUGGUGUACUUGGAGGACUGGGACAAUUCGGCAUAAUCACCCGGGCUAGAAUUGCUCUAGAACCUGCACCCAAAAUGGUCAAAUGGAUCAGAGUACUGUAUAUAGACUUCUCUAUAUUUUCCAAGGACCAGGAGCAUCUAAUAUCUUCAGAAAUGUCUUUCGAUUAUAUAGAAGGGUUUGUCAUAAUAAAUCGAACCGGAUUAUUAAACAAUUGGAGAUCCUCAUUCAAUGCCAAAGACCCUCUUCAAGCCGACCAAUUCAAUUCAGAAGGAAGAAUUCUAUACUGCCUUGAAGUUGCCAAAUACUUUGAUCCAGGCAAUUCUGAUCUUGUUAAUCAGAACGUUGACACCCUCUUGUCAGAACUGAAUUACAUUCAGUGCACACUCUUUCUGUCAGAAGUCUCUUAUGUAGAUUUCCUGGAUAGAGUGCACGCCUCUGAAAUAAAACUCAGGGAAAAAGGGUUAUGGGAAGUUCCUCACCCCUGGUUAAAUCUUCUUAUCCCUAGAAGCGGGAUUCAUGAGUUUGCUCAAGAAGUCUUCGGAAAUAUUCUUGCAGAUACCAGCAACGGUCCUGUACUCAUUUACCCAGUAAACAAAUCAAGGUGGAGAAAUAGGACAUCCAUGGUUACACCAGACGAGGAUGUUUUCUACCUAGUGGCAUUUUUAUCAUCUGCAAUACCAUCAUCUACCGGAAAAGACGGGUUAGAACAUAUUUUAACACGAAACAAAAGAAUUCUUCGCUUUUGUGAAGGUUCCCGUCUUGGGGUGAAACAAUAUUUGGCCCAUUAUAGCACUCAGAAAGAGUGGAAAGCUCACUUUGGCACUCAAUGGGAAGUCUUUUCUCAGCACAAAUCUACCUACGACCCUCUGGCAAUCCUAGCUCCAGCUAAUGACUGUGAUCUUGAACCAGUUGCUUAUGAAUUUUUCACGCAAGCUUCUGUACAGUACGAGGAAGAAGUUGCGGAUUCUAAAGCCCAGGUGACUGCUAUACACCUAAUAAUCGGGACUCUGCAGAGGAUGAAUGUCUUUUGCGUCGAAAAUAGAGAUACCUUGACUCAUAAAGCUACAGGGUAUUCAGCAAAACUUUUAAAGAAGCCUGAUCAGUGCAGAGCAGUUUAUGCCUGUUCACAUCUCUUCUGGGUUGAUGAUCAGGAUGGCAUCAAAGAUGGAGAAAGCCCUAACCCGGAUUUGUUGAAUAAUCGGGACUCGAAAUCUUCAGCAAGUGUCAAUUUUUCUGAUAGUUUAAGUGGUGCUGGUGGAUUUGAGUGCGAGAACACGUGUCAUGGAAGAUCGAAUUUUUCGGGUCGGAUAAAACCGAGGAUGACGAAGAUGAGGAAAAAGCAACUGGGUGCUUCUCAAAAUGGAAAAUCAGUGAAAAGUAGUUCUGACUCGUCUAAUAUGGCACAUUCUGAUAGUUCAGGCCAAGUCAAUGAAGCUACUAGAAGUAACGGUACUAGAAGUAAUUCUAGUGGGUUUAGUGGUCUUGGUGAUGGAAACACAAAGUUUGGCAAUUACGUAGGCUUUGUGUUUGGGGGUAAUAAUGAUAUCAAUGUGGGGAAAAGUGCUGGUUUGGAGAAUGGGGAAUGCAGUGACAGUUGGAGUGUACCUGGAAAAUUUUGUAGCACGGGUGUUGUUUUUGGUGCUGAUAAGAUUAAUUCAAUACCGAAUUUGGAUUUGCAUAAUGGAAAUUCUUCUUUCGGUACAAAUAUAGAUAACUCGAAGUCCAAUAUAAGUCUGAAUGAUGGGUAUUUUGUGUUUGGCUCUAAUAAAGAUAGCUCAUUUUUUAAUCCGGUGACUGGAAAAACAGGCCCUGUGUUUGGUGCUAAUAAGAAUGGAUCAACGUUAAAUACAAAUUUGGAAAGUGAGGUAUCUGUGAUUGGUGUUAACAAGAAUGGUGUUAAUACAAAUUUUGGAGAGAGACAAUCAAGUGUAAAUGGAGGACAAUCAGGAUCUAACGAGUUUAAGAAAUCUGAUAACUUUGGAUUUAUGUUUGGUGCAGAUAAGUACGAGCCAGAAAAGAUGAAGAAAAAAGAGUCACAUAAUACUGACUUGCAAUCGAGUGUCAAUGGAUUUGGGGAAGUCAAUAGUGCAAGUUUUGUGUUCCGUGCUAGUAAGAGCGGUUAUGCUUCAAAAAAUUUAGAUCCAAAAGAGCAAGACUGGCGCGGAAAUGUGGGGAAGAAUGAAUCAAGCAAGGAUGUUGGAAAAACAAUACCCGAUGUUAGUGGUAAAGCUCAAUCAGAAUCCGGGGAGGAUCCUGAAAGGGUGGGUCAUUCUAGCUUUGGUUUCCCUUCUACUCCGAGUGUAAGUAGGACAAAAGAUCGUGACAGUUUUGUGUUUGGUGCUGAUAGUAAUAAUUCAAAAUUAGGUGCAGAUUUGAAAAAUAACUCAAAUGGCAAAAAUGGAGGGAGGUGCAAUUUUACUAGCAGUAUUAAAGAUAAUACAGAUAGUGGAAGUGAUUUUCAGAACACCAAUAUCAAUGGUGGUUUUGUUAUUGGAGGAACAAGAAGCAAGAAGAAUUUGAAUCCUGAAGGAACUACUUUGCCCGUUGAUGAACUGAAUAACAUGAACAGUGGUAAAGCUGAUGAUUCCAAUAGUUUUAUGGGUCACAGAGAUAAUGACGGGACAUACUGUAAAUUAAAAUUUGGAAGUAGGUGUGGUUUUGGUACUGAUUUGCAGAGCCCUCUAUUUGAACUCUCGGAUGAGAUGAAGGGAUUAAACAUUGAUGGUUCUGAAGCAGUUGCUGAGAAGAACCGAAAAUGUGGUAGCAAUUCAUCUGCCACUGCUAGUAACGUAUUCAUGUUUGGAAGCAGUGGAAGGGAGUCUUUUUUUUCAACUGAAAGACCUGAUACCAUGUCCUGGAAUUCAUUCAGGGAUGCGAAUGCAGAAGGCAAUGACCUUGAAAAGCAUGACGAAAUUGAUGCAAAAAGGAAUGCCCAUAAGGUAAAUACACAUGAAAAUACUGGAAAACCUGCUGAUUUUUGUAGACCAAAUGUUUCAGACAUGUUAUUUGGUGAAAUGAAAAAUGCGAAUUCUGAAACUAGGGCUGGAGUAUCCAGUCAACAGACAUAUUCAUGGUUUUCUGUUGCUGGUGCUUUUGGAAAGGAUAAUCACACUAUGAACAAGAAGGCUUCAGAUGAGGAUCACUUAUUGCUGAAUAACGUCCAAUCCAAUAGAAUGUCUUCUUCAUGUUUUUUCUCGUCAAUUGGAACUGGUGUUCAGCCAAAAAAUGGUGACUUUUAUGAAGGUAUUAGUAAAUCUGAGAAGGACAGAAAUAGCUUUAUGAGCACACCCAUUAGAUUAGAGUCAUCUUGUACAGACUUUAGCACUCCAGAUAUUGAAUUUUCCUUUCCGACAUCUAAUUUAUUUCCCGGAGUAAAUAAGAAGUUAGAAUUUAGUGCAAAUCAUGAAUCAGCUAGGAGCAGAAGAUUGAAGAAGGCAAAUGGAAAGUUAAGACAAAGAAGACAUAACCCCGAGCAAGACCACAUGUCUAAAGAAGGCAGUUUUCGGCAAAAUUAUGAGUCCCCUGGGUGUGGUUCACCCAUGGAUUUUUCACCUUAUCAAGAUACUUGUAGUAACAAUGCACCAUCAGGUGGCUUUGCAACUAUGGCUACUGGAGUGGAAAGAGAAGAUGUUAUGACAAAUGGAGACGAUUUUAUGGGACAUACUGAAAGGCCAUCUGAUGGUGAGUGCAAAUUUAGUUUCUCUGCUUCGUUGCCAGUACAAGAUGGUUUAUCAGCCAUAAGGAAUCAAUACAAGAAAAAAUACAAGUUGAAAGUUGGUUCAAAUCGCACAGCCCAAGGCCGAAAAUCUUCAAUUGCUUCUUCUGAAUUACAGUCCUCUCCCCUUGCUCGUAAUAUUUCAGAUGUGGGUCCAGGACAGGUUCAGAGUCAAGCAACCCCAUCUUGUCAAAGCAAAGAGAAAUUUGUAUUUAAUGCUGACAAACAAAAUUCAAAACAAUGCCCUAUAGAGUCUGCAUCGGAUGAAUUGUGUGAGCACUGGCGAAUCAGGGGAAACCAGGCUUAUCGUGCUGGGAAAUUUUCUAAAGCUGAAGAGCUUUAUUCAACGGGCAUAAAUUCUGCCUCACAUGCAAGUAUCGAAGGAUGCUCCAUUAAACCGCUUUUGCUCUGCUAUAGCAACCGUGCAGCCACACGAAUGUCUCUUGGGAGGAUGAGGGAAGCCUUGGAAGACUGUAUAAAGGCUAUUGAAUUAGACCCCAGCUUUCUCAAGGUCGCAGUAAGAGCUGGAAAUUGUCAUCUGAUGCUGGGAGAAGUUGGAGAUGCAAUCCUAUGUUACAAAAAGUGCUUGGAAUCACGGAUUGAUGUCUGUUUAGAUAGGAGAGUCACUAUUGAAGCUGCUGAUGGCCUGCAAAAGUCACAGAGAGUGGCCGAGUAUAUGCUUCAGUCUGCUGAACUUCUGCAAGAAAGAACUCAUGAUGCAGCAACCAGUGCUCUAGGGAAUAUUACGGAAGCCUUGAUGAUAAGUCAUUAUUCUGAGAGAUUAUUUGAGAUGAAAGGAGAGGCUCUUUGCACUUUACGGAAAUACGAUGAGGUGAUUCAACUAUGUGAGCAAACUCUUGAUAUUUCUGAGAAGAACCUAGCUUCUGCUGACGUGGAUGAUUCCAAUUGCAAGAGCUCUCAUGUGAGGUUGUGGAGAUGGCGCCUACAAUCCAAGUCCCACUAUCAUCUGGGAAGGCUUGACAUAGCUCUUGAUUUGAUUGAAAAACAAGAGGAAUUGAUUUCUAUUGGCACUAAGUAUAGAAACAUGAACCAGGAAUCCUCAAUUCCUUUUGCUGCCACUGUACGCGAGCUUUUAAAUUUGAAGAAAUUAGGAAAUGAAGCUUUUCAGUCCGGAAGGCAUACAGAAGCUGUAGAGCAUUAUACUGCAGCUAUAUCAAAAAGUGGCGAGUCACGCCAUUUUAUGGCUAUCUGUUUCUGCAAUCGUGCAGCUGCAUACCAAGCACUUGGCCAAAUUGUUGAUGCCAUUGCUGAUUGUAGUGUGGCCAUUGCUCUUGAUGAUAAUUACCAGAAGGCACUUUCCAGGAGAGCCACAUUACAUGAGAUGAUUAGAGAUUAUAAGCAAGCAGUUUGUGAUCUUCAGAGAGUCGUUUCUCUGCUUGAAAGUCCAUUACAAGCAAAAACUCGACAAUCUGGAGGACAGGAUAAAUCAAAUUGUGGUAGUGCGAAAGAUUUAAGAAGAACACGUCGCCGUCUUUCUUUAAUUGAAGAGAAAGCUAAAACAGAAACUCAACUGGAUCUUUAUGUCAUUUUGGGAAUCAAAUCAUCCGAUACAGAAUCCGAGAUUAAAAAAGCAUAUAGAAAGGCUGCUCUUAGACAUCAUCCAGACAAGGCUGGCCAGUUAUUGGCGAGGAGUGAGGGUUUGGAUGAUGGAAGAUUGUGGAAAGAGGUUGGUGAGAACAUCCACAAGGAUGCUGACAGGUUAUUCAAAAUCAUUGGGGAGGCAUAUGCUGUACUUUCAGAUCCCAUCAAGCGCUCCAAGUAUAAUGACGAAGAGGAAGUGAGAAAUUAUUACAGGGAUAGCAAUUCUGAACGACAAUCUACUUCUUACAGUUCUCCAUACGAGAAUGGCAAUCGAUAUGGGAGACAAUCGGGCAGUGGUGUUUUUGCAAGUAACCAUGACCUGGAAAGAAUGGCAGAAUCCAACAAUCUUGAAGCAACAAUGAAACCGUUCUAUCAAAGAGCUUCCGAGGCAGAGGAUCGAUUGGCAAGACUUGAAGCUGCCCUUGCCGAAAAAAUAGAUUCUGGAAAUGAGGAAUUACUUAAGAGAGUUGGUGAACUCCAGUCAGAGCUUGAAAAUGUAAAAGCUGAGCAAGUUGCAGAGAGGCAGAAGGCUACAAAAGAGCUGGAGCAGCUUACUGCGGAAAAUGAAAAGCUCAGAUAUCGCAUUAUACAUCUUGUCAGAGCUUUGAAGGAGGAUGGCAGCAAGUUAUCAUCCAAGUGA
Molecule: messenger RNA, 6567 nt
Organism: Fraxinus pennsylvanica
Lineage: Eukaryota; Viridiplantae; Streptophyta; Magnoliopsida; Lamiales; Oleaceae
Source: the annotation of a GenBank genome assembly